CGGAACCAAGGUGCGGCAGGUCUGUAGAUAUUAGGACAGAGAUAACCGGGACACCAGCUGGAUACAUGUGAGUUUGGUGCAGGUCCUGGUCGUCAGGUGUGUCAGGUGCGGUCAGUGUGUGUUGCCAUGGCGAUGCGGCGGCUGUACGUGGGCGGGCUGAGUGACUCCGUCACGCAGAAGGACCUGAAGGAUCGCUUCGGCAAGUUCGGAGAGGUGGAGGAGGUGGAGCUGCUCACCAGGAGGGACGAGCAGGGAGUCCCCUACAAGACGUUCGGCUACAUCAACAUCAACAUCUCCGACUCGGACCUGAAGAAAUGUCUCACGGUGCUGAACAAGUCCCGGUGGAAAGGAGGAACCCUGCAGAUCGAAGCAGCCAAGGAGAGCUUCCUGCACAGGCUGGCUCAGGAGCGGCAGGCGGCCCGGCUCAGCGAGCAGCCGGCCGCCCAGCAGCAGGAGAAGCUGCUGGACACGCUGAGGGCCGUCGGCGUGGAGAACUUCCACAUGAAGGCAGCCGUCCCAGGAACUGAGGUCCCAGGACACAAGAACUGGGUGGUGAGUAAGUUCGGCCGCGUGCUGCCGGUGCUGCAGCUGCGCGGCCCGCGAGGCGGCAGGACGAUGAAGUACGACCCGUCCAAACACAGCCACAACAUCCGCCGGCUGGCCCCGCCCACCGAGGCCCCGCCCACGCCCGUCAGCCGGCUGACCUGGGAGCUGCGGGGAGGCGACGAUGACAUCAGCAAGCGCCGGCGGGGCGAGUUCCCGCCGUGCCGACCCUGGAGGCCCAAGAGGAGCCGCACGGAGGCGGGCGGCUCCCAUGAUGCCGAGGGCAGACCUGAUUGGACGGAGCGUCGCUGUGACGGCGUGCGGCUGACAAACGGCGUGCGGCGGGCCGAGGGGGCGGCGCCGCCGCGGCUCGACAGCGACCUCGACUCCGACGAGGAGAUCCGCCGGCUGGUGGCGGCUCAGCAGAUCUCCCAGAAUGCACCGGGGCAGGAGGAGGAGGAGCUGGAGGUGGUCGGAGACGACUUCCUGCCGGCGUCCGGGCGCCGCCGCCCGCGGCAGAGAGGUCGUCAUGGCGACGAAGACGAGGAAGACUACGACUCCGCCGACACCGACGAGCUCCUCGCCGCCAGGAAACCUGCGGAGCCGCACAGAGAGGAUUCUGGGAAACGGAGCCUGCAGACGCAGCAGAACGGGACAGAGGUGGAGGCUGAGAGAGGACAGAAGAAGAAGAAGAAGGUCCUCCCGGUCGCUGACCCCCCCUCCUCUGAGUCAGACGGUGAUGAUGAUGAUGAUGAUGAUGAUGAUGAUGAUGAAGAGCUGCAGUCAGCUGACUCUGGAUCAGAUUAUGAGGCCUUGUUCUCAAACUGCACCCGGCUGGAGAUCUCUCUGUCCGACCUGCGGCGGCUCGCCCAAAACUCGCCGCAGGACGACCCCGCUCACGUCUCCGGAACUACAACUCCCAGCAUCCUCGGCGCCCCCAAACCAGGAAGUAGCGCCGCCUCGUCCGGGCCUGAAAAAGCUUCGGUUUGUGGUAAAAGCCCAGAGCCGCCGGCCGCUAAGAGAGGCACGACGCCCGAGGAGAUCCUCGCCGCCAUCUUGGAGAUGGACAGCGACGAUGACGAACAGCAGAAGAAGAAGAAGAGGAGGAAGAGGAAGGUCAAAGUGUCGACGCCUCUUCCUGCUUUCCGGGGGACCGGUCAGCUGACGGACCGAGCGGGAGGAGACGAGCGGGACGAAGAGGAGGAGGAGGACGAGGGGAGGAGUGUCUCUAAAAAACAGAAGCUGGACACAAAACCACAGAAGAAGACUGCACAGAGCAGCGAGGAAGAGGAGGAGGAGGAGGAAGACCCUGCCAAAGCUGCCAGCCGGACGCCCACAGGAGCUGAGACUGACUCCGCCUCCAGCGAGGAGGAGGAGGAGGAGGAGGAGGAGGAAGAGGAGGAAGAGGAGGAGGAGGAGGAGGUGACGGCCCGCACCCGGGAGCAGCCAAACACAGCAUCUUCCUCCUCCUCCUGCUGCUGCUCCUCCUCCAGUGAGGAAGAGGAGCAGGAGGAGGAGGAGCAGCAGGAGGAGCAGCAGGAGGCUCGGGGCAGGGCAGCGCCUGCAGGUGAGGAGGAGGCGGAGCUACAGAGGAAGGCCAACCUGCGGCGCCUGGCGGCCGUGGAGCAGAGACAGAAAGAGGCGGAGCUUCACAGGAAACUGAUCCAGGGAGCCCUGAGCCAGCUGGACGCUCCAGCAGCAGGAUCUGGUAAACACAUCGUCUUCGGCUCUGAUGAAGAUGAAGAUGAAGAUGAAGAUGAAGAUGGUGAUGAAGACAAGAGGCAGACCACCUCAGGGGUCACGACCUCUGAGAAAACCCUGUUUCAGGACAGCCAAUCAGACGAGGAGGCCUCGGGUGAGGAGGCAGCACCGGCCAAUCAGAGGGUAGGACAGAGCCUCAGCACUGGCUCUCAGCUGUUCGGCAGUGAGGAUGAGGACGGAGGUGAUGAAGACGACAGCAGCAGGUUUCAGAUCAAACUUCAGUACGAAGGCAAAGCUGGACACAAGCUGAUGGAGCUGCAGUCUCGCUUCGGGACAGACGAGCGUUUCAGGAUGGACUCUCGCUUCCUGGAGAGAGAUGAAGACGAGGAGGAGGAGGCCUCAGAGAGCAAGAGGAGGGAGGAGGAGGAUGAUGAAGGUCUGGAGGAGGAGAGGAGGAAGAACCUGUCCAUCCUGCAGAGCGUCCUGGGCAGCAGCACACACACACCAACACACACACAGAGGGCCAGGACAUUCAGGGAUGUGUCAGCGCUGCACUACGACCCCAGCAGAGAGGAACACGCCGCGUUCGAAACCAAACCUGAAGACACCAAGAAGGAAAGUAAGGCGAGCAGGAAGAAGAAGAGGGAGGAGGCGGAGAAACUUCCAGAGGUUUCCAAGGAGAUCUACUACGACGUGUCCGGCGACCUGAAGGCCGUGUUUGGCUCGGCUCAGACGGAGGACAAGGGAGAGAACAAGCUGAGCUGGGACCAGGAGGAGGCCGAGGAGGCCGAGGAGGAGGAGGAGGAGGAGGAGGAGGAAGAAGGACAGAGGGAGGAGGAGCAGACCUCACUGCCGGCUGGUCCCAGCACAGCCACAGAGCAGCCGUCAGGAUUCAAAUUCUCUUUCUUCGGAGACGAGACGGAGACGGGAGGCGAGGAGACAGCCGAGUACCGGGUGGAGACCAUCCAGGGGCCCCGGGUGUCAUGGCAACGAGACCCGCGUUUCCAUGACAGCAGCUCGGAGGAGGAAGAGGAGGAAGAGGAAGAUGACAGGGAGGAAGAGAAAGAGCAGAGCAGCGGCGACAAAACCACAGAAGAGAAGUCUCCAUUGAAGAGAGAUCUCUUCUUCUUCUAUCCUGAGGACAACAGACUGACAGAGGGUCCCAGGCUGUUCUGUCGCUCCUCCCAGCUGGAGGAGCAGAGGGAGCAGUGGGAGGAGAGGAGGAGCGCGCUCAGACAGGAAUACAGGAAGAAGCACAAGGACGCCAAGAGGAAGCUGAAGAGCCUCCAGAGGAGCUGAGGAUUCUGGGAAGUGGAGUCCUGACUUGACAUUCAGGAAUAUACGCGUCUCUUUCACAAGCCACCAUUUUGUGCCUGUAACUGAACGCAGCCGCUAGCUAGCUGGAAGGACACAAAAUGGCCGCCGAGGAGCCGAGUGACACGAAGAGAAAAUCCUGAACGUGAAAAGUGUUUUGUUUUUAUUUAAAGCUCCUGUGUGUUCAGAUUAAUCCUGUAAUCUGAUCUAAUCUGGGCAGAUUCCAGUUUUCUCAUCACGUCAGCACGAACCUUCAUCUUUUCAUCUUUUCAUCAGAAAGUGCAAAAAUAAAGGCAGAUAUGUUUCUGUUUGUUUGGACAUGAAAAUGAUUUGAAUUAUUCAGAGCAAAAGGAUUAAAAAGAAGAAGGAAUAAGAAUCAUCACAGUGACGAGGUCAGAGGUCACAUGACCCUGGCUGAGGAGGUCAGAGGUCACAUGACCCUGGCUGAGGAGGUCAGAGGUCACAUGACCCUGGCUGAGGAGGUCACAUGACCCUGGCUGAGGAGGUCAGAGGUCACAUGACCCUGGCUGAGGAGGUCAGAGGUCACAUGACCCUGGCUGAGGAGGUCACAUGACCCUGGCUGAGGAGGUCAGAGGUCACAUGACCCUGGCUGAGGAGGUCACAUGACCCUGGCUGCCGAGGCGGGAGGUUUGGGUGGUCCCGCUGUGGCCUGGACACUCUGGGGGGAAGCAGCAGGUCCAGACUCUUCAGGGUUUUGAUGGCAGUAAAAUCUGAAAUCAGCCGUCAGACUGAUCAGCUGAUGGGCUCAGAGUCAGAACCUGAAGCUGAAGCGCUCUGACCCGAACCCGAGACGAUCAAUAGAGACGAUCAAUAAAGACGAUCAAUAAAGUUGUUUGAGUUGAA
This is a messenger RNA of Myripristis murdjan (pinecone soldierfish), 4422 nucleotides long. It is a transcript of the gene nol8, whose product is annotated as nucleolar protein 8. The transcript has 19 exons. Gene Ontology annotation, cellular component: nucleolus. The record is from RefSeq and is a predicted model, not a curated record. NCBI's taxonomy places the organism in Eukaryota, Metazoa, Chordata, Actinopteri, Holocentriformes, Holocentridae. Gene Ontology annotation, biological process: protein localization to nucleolus. Gene Ontology annotation, molecular function: RNA binding. Bases 127 to 3543 code for a protein of 1138 amino acids.